Tupaia belangeri chinensis (Chinese tree shrew) is the source of this 5268-nucleotide messenger RNA. It is a transcript of the gene MON1B, whose product is annotated as MON1 vesicular trafficking associated B. Gene Ontology annotation, cellular component: Mon1-Ccz1 complex. The coding region runs from base 355 to 1995 and encodes 546 amino acids. The record is from RefSeq and is a predicted model, not a curated record. The transcript has 6 exons. Lineage: Eukaryota; Metazoa; Chordata; Mammalia; Scandentia; Tupaiidae. Gene Ontology annotation, biological process: vesicle-mediated transport; protein targeting to vacuole.
CCUUCAACUGACAGCCAUUAGGACAAAAAGUGGGCCGCAUUCGCUCCUCUGAGAACCCGAACACAUUUCGGUGGAAGGCGUGCUGAGCAGGCUCACACCCAGUUCCCGACUGGAUCCUACUUAGAUCGGGGACUAGCGCGCUUAUCUUAACGGCAAGAAAGCACCCGUGGGCGGCUGCAGCGGAGCUCUGUGGGGAGGGAGUAAAGCACACCAGCCGGAAGUGUCUUCCCGAGGCGUCGCACCCGGAAGUGUGGCAAGUCCCCGCUGCACCCGGAAGUGUGAACCUGCAGCCGCUCGGGGGAAGUAAUGGUAUCCGGCCAAUUAAGAUAAGGGGGAUAAAACAGGGAUGUGCAGAUGGAGGCCGGAGGAGAGGCUGCUGCCCCAGCCGCCGCCGAGGGCGCGGAGGACUUGGAGGACUCGCGGUUCUCCAGUGCGGAAACUGGAGACGGUGAAGGGGUUCACGCAGGCCCUCCAGAUUCGGAUUCAGGAGAUGGGGGCCUGGAGGAACCGGGAUCUAAGCCUGAUGACCAGCCACCCAGCCUGUCACCAGAGGCCCCAUCUAGCACCUGUCAGCCUGAGGAUCCUGCAGCCCCUGACAGUGGUCCCACAGAUAGCCCUGAGAGUAGCUCCGGGAACCAAGGUGGGGACCCGAGUGAUGAGGACUGGCGUAGCCAGAGGAAGCAUGUGUUUGUGCUGAGCGAGGCAGGCAAGCCCAUCUACUCACGGUAUGGUAGUGUGGAGGCUCUAUCAGCUACCAUGGGUGUGAUGACAGCCCUUGUGUCCUUCGUGCAGAGUGCAGGAGAUGCCAUCCGGGCCAUCUAUGCUGAGGACCACAAGCUGGUGUUCCUGCAGCAGGGCCCCCUCCUGCUGGUGGCUGUGUCGCGGACUCCUCAGUCAGCAGCGCAGCUGCGUGGUGAGCUGCUAGCCGUGCACGCACAGAUUGUAAGCACGUUGACACGUGCAAGCGUGGCUCGCAUCUUUGCACACAAGCAGAACUAUGAUCUCCGUCGCCUGCUGGCUGGCUCUGAGCGCACACUGGACCGGCUACUGGACAAUGUGGAGCAGGACCCGGGUGCCCUGCUCCUAGGUGCUGUUCGCUGCGUGCCCCUUGCCCGUCCACUGCGGGAAGCACUGGGUGCAUUGCUCCGACGCUGUACAGCACCUGGUCUGGCCCUGUCAGUGCUGGCGAUUGGUGGUCGACUGGUAACAGUGGCUCAGGAGCGGAAUGUGCUGGCCGAGUGCCGGCUGGACCCAGCCGAUCUGCAACUACUGCUUGACUGGGUGGGUGCCCCAGCCUUUGCAGCAGGUGAGGCAUGGGCACCUGUGUGCCUGCCUCGCUUCAACCCAGACGGUUUCUUCUAUGCCUACGUGGCCCGCUUGGACGCCAUGCCUGUCUGCCUGCUGCUGCUUGGCACCCAGCGAGAAGCAUUCCAUGCCAUGGCUGCCUGCCGGCGCCUGGUCGAAGACGGGAUGCGUGCUCUUGGUGCCAUGCGUGCCCUUGGGGAUGCUGCUAGCUGCUCUAAUGCGCCAUCAGCCAACGUCCCCGCCUACAGUGUGCAGGCCGUGGGGGCACCCGGCCUCCGGCACUUUCUCUACAAGCCACUGGAUAUCCCUGACCACCACCGCCAGCUGCCCCAGUUUACCAGCCCCGAGCUAGAGGCCCCGUACAGUGGAGAGGAGGAGCGGCAGAGGCUAUCCGACCUGUACCACCGCCUGCACGCUCGCCUGCACAGCACGUCCCGACCUCUGCGCCUCAUUUACCAUGUGGCUGAGAAGGAGACGCUGCUGGCUUGGGUGACCUCCAAAUUUGAACUCUAUACUUGCCUCAGCCCCUUGGUGACCAAGGCUGGUGCCAUCUUAGUCGUGACCAAACUCCUGCGCUGGGUGAGGAAAGAGGAGGACCGGCUCUUCAUUCGUUACCCACCCAAGUACUCUACACCCCCAGCCACCUCUGCAGACCAAGCUCCCCAUAAUGGUUUGUUCACAGGACUCUGAGAGGUGGAGCUACAGGACCCGGCAAUGCUGGCAGUGACUCCUCUAGCUUUCACCUUCUGUCUCCAUCCUGGAAAUGUGGGUGGUGGUGUGUCUGUGGCUGGUCCCUGGACAAUGGGACAAAGUUUGAGGGCCUGCUCACAAAUGGGAGGUGGGUGGCCGCCACCAGGUGGGCAGGCUGCUCUCCCAGCCACUGAGUGCACCUUCACCUCUGGGAAUCCCUAGGCCCCUCUUUCAGCUCUCUCUGCCUUAUCUCUUCUUCGAUGAUGUUCUAGCCUGUUGGGGUGGCUCCUCCAAACCCGCUUCAGGGGUCUGCCUCCUAGAUGGGAUCUCAGCCCUGAGUGUCCAGGGCUGGUCAGGAUCUCUGAGGUGACCCACAGGAACUCUGGAACUGGGAAUGCAGGGCCAGACUGCCUGGAACCAACCUGGGGGUCAUUUUUAAGGAGGAUAAAACUAAACAAAACUGUACAUAAAAGGCCUAAAACCAAACCCCACAGAAUAUUCCUUUGCCCUCCAUGUACUUAUGUUCAUCAUUAUCCUGACAAAAGUCAUCCCACUGAUGUUGGCUGCAGCCUAAUGAGAAGGUGGCCUCCAGAGUCUACCUACGUGACUUAGGGCACGGACCACUGACUUCUCCACACCGUGGCAGAGGCAGAUUGAUACCUAGGAGUUGCACUUAGCAUCCAAGGCUCUUUUCACUCAUCUGUGAAACAUAUAAUUAACCUCCACUCAGGCUGUUUAAUGACAAUUUGUCAACACAAGGGACUUGAACUCCUGUACCACCACACAACACAUGCACAUUUAUCCCAGAUUUUGACAACAUACAAAAACCUAGAGACAGAGAGACCUCCCUAGAGGUGUGUGUGUGUGUUUGUCCACAACCUUCACUGGCCAACUGGCCGAUAUCUAGUUCGGGGCAUUUGUCUAAACUGGCGUUAGGGCCUCCUAGUUAUGCACAUGCGUGCUGGCAAUCAGCGGUACCAGGGGUUCAGGCUAGCUUAGAACAGACGCCUGGCCCCGCCCUGAUCAACUGGAGGCAACGUGCGGCGCAUGCGCACUGUAGAGCCUUGCAUUCCCACGUGGUUGGUUUUUUGUUUUUUUUCUUUUUUUUUUUUCAACCAAUCAUCUUCCGAGGCUCUCUCUUGCACCCUGAGGUAGAAAAUGGCGGGGAUGUUGGAGCAUCCGAACGUGGAGUCGCCGUCGCCGAAAUCCAUGGAGGAGGCAGAGCAGGCUGAAGGUAGUGAAGGCCAGUGUCUACAUCUCUCUCCUGACCCGGGCAGAAAGGAGGAAGGAUUCAGCCCGUUACAGUAAUAAAAUAAUGAUAGUAGUAGUGAUUUACUUUUUAAUAAAAUGUUAAACCUUUUUAUUAUUCAAAGGAAAAAAAAAAAAAAACCACUUUUAACCACUUAAUACAAUGGCGGUAAAUAACGUUCUCAUCGACCAGGUUAACAGUAGUCAGUUUUACUCUCGAGCAUGUUGCUUAGAUCUUUCCUGAUGAACAGUAAGAAAUUCAGUAUGGCUCGAAGGGGGACAUAGAAAUCGCCCUGCUGCCGCCACCCUAUAGAAAUUCACCAUAAUUCCCAGUAUCAUUUCAUGUCUAGUACGUAUCCCCCACCCCCACCCCCCUUGCAUGGACUCACUUUUAAAUCUGAAGGGUCAACAGCCUUCUCCACGGGCUAUUUCUCCAGGACAUUUUUCUGGUCGAAUAAUGAGGCCUCACCUCCUAGAAGGGGGAGGGGGAAAUUCAGCCUAGAGACUGUUGGCAAUUACACGCCAGCCCAAAGGAAGAAAUACCUCUCCCAAGGCAAUAAUGCAGCCAUAUUAGUCUUUUUUUAAUUACAGAAAUUUUCAGAACGUACCAAAGUAGAGAAAAUACAAUGAGGAGUGCCCAUCAUUCUGCUUUAACGUCAACUUUCUCUUUCACUCCCUUCCCUGCAUUCCUCAAACUAGUCUAUUAAUGAACAAGUUAGUUGCAUCCUACUACACCUACGUAUGCAGACAUCAAAAUCAUGAUUAUUCACUUACUGUCUGUUCUAGGAUAUGAGCUCCAUGGGAACAGAGACUGUCGACUGCUGUUUUCUUGGCAUCUAAGACAAUGCCUGCUUGGCAUAUAGUAGGCGUUCAGUGAUUUUUUAAAUGCCUGAAUAAUGAAAUAACUUUAACACAGAGCACUCUUAAAUUAGAGCCACGUGCUAAGUGGUAGCUUUCAACCAAGGACAGAUGGAAAUAGGACAAAUGUACAUCUGUUUAUUAAGCUUUGAAUAUAAUGAUUAAAAAUAACUUUUAAUAUUAACCUUUCAGAUUCUUUGAAAUUAAAGUUACUAUUAACUUCACCCGCAAGAGAGUACAUUGAAAAAAUUGUCAAGUUAUCGUUUGUAACUCAUCAAACUGACCUUAUAAUGUCCAGCAUUGAUGACCCUGUAGGUAUUCUUGCCUCACUAGGAGAAUACACUGUAAAGGCUUUGUUAGAUGCAGUUUGGCAGAAUAGUUUUAGCGUUUGGAAAACGAUUUCACAUCUGUAGUCACCGUGCUAGGAAAUGAGACUACUCGGAGGUAUGGACUGGAAACAGUCACUGGUGUAUUGGCAAGGGUGACAAAACAUAAGGAGCAGCCACAGACACGGCUGAUCCAGGUGUAUCAGUGUGCUCUGCAGAAUGCCUGUGUGGCUGAUUUCAGAGAAGAGUGAUUAAAACUAAGUUCCAAUUUAAGUUAAUUAGAUCAUUAUAAAUGGAUAAGAUCACUUUGCAUCGACAUAGAUUGGACUCUAAUAAAGGUCAUAUUUUUAUUAGAGGAAAGCGCACUGGGGUUGAGUAAAAUGUGGAGGGUGAUAGCCAGCGCUGUGUGUGUUGCACAGAAAAGUGAUUGAAGUCUGAAGGCCUAACUGAUCUUUGGACAAGGGACUUGGAUUUAGAGGGUGGUGCAAAGCUGGAGGCAUUUUUGUGUUUUGUUGUUUUCUUUUAGAAAAAAAUGGAAUUAGUGAUACAUAAUUUAAAAUGUAAGGGGAAGAGAGGAAAUUUUUAAAAGCAUCUGAGGAUCGUUUAUUAAUAUUGUAUCAGUGUUUAUGCUGAUGGUUAUUCUGUGGUUACCUGGCAGGUUCUCUGUAAAUAAGAAUACACUGGAAUAUGAAGGAAUAGUGGGCCCUGAUAUCUGCAAUAAUGGUUCAGAAGUGCUCACAAGUGGAGAAUCUGAGAGAAGGGUACAUGGGACCACUGUGGCUUAUUUCUAUGACAUCUGUGUACAUUUGAAAUUACUUCAAAAUAAAAUGUUUAAAUAGGG